This is a messenger RNA of Galeopterus variegatus (Sunda flying lemur), 3519 nucleotides long. It is a transcript of the gene STC1, whose product is annotated as stanniocalcin 1. Gene Ontology annotation, biological process: intracellular calcium ion homeostasis. The record is from RefSeq and is a predicted model, not a curated record. Lineage: Eukaryota; Metazoa; Chordata; Mammalia; Dermoptera; Cynocephalidae. Bases 201 to 944 code for a protein of 247 amino acids. The transcript has 4 exons. Gene Ontology annotation, molecular function: hormone activity. Gene Ontology annotation, cellular component: extracellular region.
GACUGCAGCAGCAGCAGCAGCGUCCGCAGAAGCAGCAUCAGCAGCAACAACAAAAAAAAAUCCUCAUCAAAUCCUCACCUAAGCGUUCAGUAUAUCCAGAUCCACAUCUUCACUCAAGCCGGGAGAGGGAAAGGGGAAAGGGGGGAGGAAAAAAAAAAAAAAAAAAAAAAGCCAACAACUUAGCGGAAACUUCUCAGAGAAUGCUCCAAAACUCAGCAGUGUUGGUGGUGCUGGUGAUCAGUGCUUCCGCAACCCAUGAGGCGGAGCAGAAUGACUCUGUGAGCCCCAGGAAAUCCCGGGUGGCAGCUCAGAACUCAGCUGAAGUGGUUCGCUGCCUCAACAGUGCUCUGCAGGUUGGCUGUGGGGCUUUUGCAUGCCUGGAAAACUCCACCUGUGACACAGAUGGGAUGUACGACAUCUGUAAAUCCUUCUUGUACAGCGCUGCUAAGUUUGACACUCAGGGAAAAGCAUUUGUCAAAGAGAGCUUAAAGUGCAUUGCCAACGGGGUCACCUCCAAGGUCUUCCUCGCCAUUCGGAGGUGUUCCACCUUCCAGAGGAUGAUUGCAGAGGUGCAGGAGGAGUGUUACAGCAAACUGAACGUGUGCAGCAUCGCUAAGCAGAACCCCGAAGCUAUCACUGAAGUUGUCCAGCUGCCUAAUCACUUCUCCAACAGAUACUACAACAGACUUGUCCGAAGCCUACUGGAAUGUGAUGAAGACACAGUCGGCACAAUCAGAGACAGCCUGAUGGAGAAAAUUGGCCCCAAUAUGGCCAGCCUAUUCCACAUCCUGCAGACGGACCACUGUGCCCAAACACACUCGCGAGCUGACUUCAACAGGAGGCGCACCAGCGAGCCACAGAAGCUGAAAGUCCUCCUCAGGAACCUCCGAGGUGAGGGGGACUCUCCCUCCCACACCAAACGUACCUCCCAUGAGAGUGCGUAACCAGGGAGAGGUAUUCACAAUCUCACCAAACUAGUAGUAUCAUUUUAGGGGUGUUGACACACCAACUUUGAGUGUACUGUGCCUGGUUUGAUUUUUUAAAGUAGUCCCUAUUUUCUAUCCCCCUUAAAGAAAAUUGCAUGAAACUAGGCUUCUGUAAUCAAUAUCCCAACAUUCUGCAAAUGGCAGCCUUCCCACAAACAGAAUCUGUGUGAUCAUUCUGCCUCUCCUCAGGAGAAAGUUUCCUCUUUUAUCACCUUCCUCUAUCAUGUCUUUCCCCAGCUCCCCUUACACCACCCUCAGACACAAAACAUUCAUGUAAUUCCUCAGCCAUUGUAAUUUGAAGAUGUGGAGCCCUUUAGAAUGGUUGCCCUAGUCGAGCUAGCAGAUAAGAAACUUUAUUUAAAUGCAUGUCUUAAAUGCUCAUAAAGAUGUUAAAUGGAAUUCGUGUUAUGAAUCUGUGCUGGCCAUGGACGAAUAUGAAUGUCAUGUUUGAAUUCUUGAUCUCUAGUGAGCUAGUGUCUUAUGGUCGUGUUCCUCCAAUGUCUGAUUUCCUUUCUGACACUUUUACCAAAUUGCUCAAGCCUGGCCCUCCCACCAGACUCUGAGCCUGCAUCUUCUUGCAUCUAAUGAAAACAAAAAGCUAACAUCUUUAUGUACUGUAACUGCUCAGAGCUUUAAAAGUAUCUUUAACAAUUGUCUUAAAAACCAGAGAAUCUUAAGGUCUAACUGUGGAAUAUAAAUAGCUGAAAACUAAUGUACUGUACAUAAAUUCCAGAGGACUCUGCUUAAACAAAGCAGUAUAUAAUAACUUUAUUGCAUAUAGAUUUAGUUUUGUAACUUAGCUUUAUUUUUCUUUUCCUGGGAAUGGAAUAACUAUCUCACUUCCAGAUAUCCACAUAAAUGCUCCUUGUGGCCUUUUUUAUAACUAUGGGGGUAGAAGUAGUUUUAACUCAACAUCAGAACUUAAGAUGGGCCUGUGCAAGAUAGGAAACACCAACAGGUUUAUCUGAGGGACCCCAGGUAAAUGUUAAUGUCCCAGCCCACCUCAACCCAGAGGCUACUCUUGACUUAGUCCUAUCCUGAAACAGCUCUAUCACAUCCAGCUGGGAAUUACAGGAACCGAAAGAGCAUCUUUUUGCGCUUGGACCACUUACAGGUGAUAAGGCCCACUAUACCUAGGCAAGUGUGGUUCUUCACUUGCCACCUUAAUCAGUGCCUGGUGACGGGGUGGGAGACUUUCCAUUAAAUCAAUCAGGAAUGAGUCAAUCAGCCUUUGGGUCUUUAGUCCGGGGGACUUGGGGCUGAAGUAGUAUAAAUAACCCUGGGCUGUCCAGCCUUAAUAGACUCCUCUUACAUUUUUGUCCUGUAGCACGCUGCCUGCCAAAGUAGUCCUGGCAGCUGGACCAUCUCCGUAGGAUCGAUUAAAAAAAAAAAAAAAAAAAGAAAAGAAAGAAAGAGGGAAAAAGAUCUGGUAGUUUGAUCAUUUCUGCCAUGAUGUUUACAUGAUGGCAACCACUGAAGCCAAAUGAUUAACCUAUCUAUGAACAACAGUAGUUUCUCAGGGUCACUGUCCUUGAACCCAACAGUCCCUUAUGAGCAUCACUGCCCACCAAAGGUCAAUGUCGAGAGAGGAAGAGGGAGAAGGGUUUGGAUGCAGGUUGGGUAGAAACUAUUGGUGCUUGACUCUCACUAGGCUAAACUCAAGAUUUGACCAAAUCAAGUGAUAGGGAUCCUGGUGGGAGGAGGAAGGGCACAUCUCCAGAAACAUGAAAAGCAAUACAACUUUACCAUAAAGCCUUUAAAACCAGUAACGUGCUGCUCAAGGACCAAGAGCAAUUGCAGCAGACCCAGCAGCAGCACAAGCAUCGCUGCCUUCGUCCCCACAGCCUCUAAGCGUGCUGAGAUCCGAUCGUGAAGGGCAUUUUUAUACUCAGAACUGUCCCAUCUCCAGGUCCGCAAACAUAUGGACACUGCCUUAGCCUCUUGGAAAUCAGGUAGACCAUAUUCUAAGUUAGAGUCUCCCCUCCCUCCCCGCCCUUCCACCCCUAGGCAAGGCUGACUUCUCUGAACCGGAAAAGGUAUUCAAGUUUGUGUGUUGUGUCCAUUUUGCAAACCCACUAAGCCAGGACCCCAAUGCAACAAGUACUUCAUGAGUAUUCCUUGCAAAAUUCUCUCUUAUUUCAAUCCAGUAGAUUCUUUUUUUUUUUUUCAGUGACCUCUUCAAACUGUGGCACCCUCCCUUUUCUCCCACAGUGAUAUUUAUAUAUGUAUCUACAAUACAUAUAUCUAGACAUACAGAAAGAAGCAGUUCUCACAAUGUUGCUAGUUUUUUGCUUCUUUUUCCCCCACCCCACUCCUUCUGAUCCCCCCCCCCCCUUAAAUUUCCAAAACUUGGUCUCGUGUUGCUGCACAGACUGAUUCGGGGGCUGACCUAGACCAGUUUGCAUGAUAAUUCUCUUGUGAUUUGGUUGCACUUUAGACAUUUUUGUGCCAUUAUAUUUGCAUUAUGUAUUUAUAAUUUAAAUGAUAUUUAGGUUUUUGGCUGAGUACUGGAAUAAACAGUGAGCAUAUCUGG